AUGCCAGCUGAAUCAGCAUGUCCCAUCUCUGGAGUUGACCGGGCCCUCUCGUUGUACAUCAACUCCCGUAAUGAUACACUGAGAAUCAGAUGUACACUCUCGCGCUAUCUCACUUCCAGUACCAGGCCAGUCAACAAUGCAACACAAAACCAGCACGUCAACCACGAGUGUCCUCAAGGCAUAUCAGCUACCAGCUCCAAUCCACCCGGCUUGAAGGAUUUACGAAUGGCAUAUUUGCAUGCGCUACGAGUAAGGACUCAAGCGGAGACCAAGCACCGUGAGCUUCAAGCAUCACUGGAAGAUCUCAAAAACGACCACAUUGACGAAAAUCCCACGCUGCCGCAAUCAGAUCAUGACGACGAAUCGACACGAGGCUAUAUCACCUUGCUCCGACAACGCCGAAAACUCGCAGAACUGAACGUAGUUCAAGAAACCCUCGAGAAAGUGCUAGGUGCAAAGCCCGCCAAUCCAAAGCAAGAUCCCCGCGAUAAUAUUCAGGACACUAUCGGAGAGCAACCAGACCUCCCAGCGGAAAGACUUGAGCAAAUUGCACAGCCCGACGACAUUCAGAGUUCGAUCUUCAAAUUGAAGCAGGAGGUUUUGGAAGCAAGGAGCCGGAUGGACCGAGCGAACAUUGCAAGGAAGCAAGCCACAAACGCGAUACGAGACCAGCCGGGGCUUCCAGAACAGGUGCACGCUCUUGAGAAAGCACGGAACCAAAUCAUCGAGUGGAUGCAAUGUGAAUUGGCCAAGAUGGAGGAAGACUCGGUGUUCCUCGAAGAUACCUCGCCUAUCAAGCGAGCAGCGCAAGAGGACGCCCCUAUAGACCUCGAGUUUGCUGAAGAACGCAUUUACGCUUCUUACGAUCGAUACACCACUGCUCGUAUUGACCUAAUUGAGUCAUACGGCAGUUUAAGCGAGCCACUGUAUGAGAGUAAUAAAACCGAGACAGACCACAUAGUGAGGGACUCCGUCGACAUUGGGAAAGACACAAAGCUGGUGAGACCCGUUUCCAAGCUACUGCCUCAUCUGCCGCUUCUGGCUCGCUCUGCUCAAAACGAACGCUCGUUGCUGCAACAAGCUGUCUAUCUCCAGAGCCAGCUUGCGGCCUCAGAUCAAGAGCUGGAAGAAGCGCUGCUGCGACUGUCAGGAGAAAGUCAUCUACUCCCGGCUGGUUCGAAGGGUGCAAGCGCAUGGGGCAAGGUCGCAGCUGAGGCCGAAUAUGCGACAAGGGCGUUUGUGAAGGAACACCUGCAAGAGAGUCGUCAGGAAGUCAGCGGCAUCAGCGCGAUUGUGGACCUCUGCUCGUUGCAAAGCAAGGUCCUCGGCGUUGUCUGA
Didymella exigua CBS 183.55 is the source of this 1338-nucleotide messenger RNA. RefSeq lists its product as uncharacterized. The transcript has a single exon. Bases 1 to 1338 code for a protein of 445 amino acids. NCBI's taxonomy places the organism in Eukaryota, Fungi, Ascomycota, Dothideomycetes, Pleosporales, Didymellaceae. The record is from RefSeq and is a predicted model, not a curated record.